This is a messenger RNA of Nematostella vectensis (starlet sea anemone), 1968 nucleotides long. RefSeq names its product transmembrane prolyl 4-hydroxylase. Gene Ontology annotation, biological process: peptidyl-proline hydroxylation to 4-hydroxy-L-proline. Bases 317 to 1615 code for a protein of 432 amino acids. The transcript has 11 exons. The record is from RefSeq and is a predicted model, not a curated record. NCBI's taxonomy places the organism in Eukaryota, Metazoa, Cnidaria, Anthozoa, Actiniaria, Edwardsiidae. Gene Ontology annotation, cellular component: endoplasmic reticulum. Gene Ontology annotation, molecular function: procollagen-proline 4-dioxygenase activity; calcium ion binding; iron ion binding.
CCAAAAAGUGACGUGACACGGUUUCACGAAAACAAGUUGCGCGCUCCGCUCUGAAGACCUCAACACGAUUUCCAACUAUUUCCUUUACUAAAAUGUUAGAUGUUUACCUCGGUGUUUGUCACAUCUCUAGCGAUAUGGUAGUUCUACGCCGAGUUGUCUUGAUAAAUUUCGCAUUUUAAAGAUCCGGAGAAAACUGAAGAAUAGAUUUCGACAUUUUACGCCGACGACUUCACUGAAUCCAACAGAGAAUGUGGACGAGAGGGCUAUUUUUCACCUCCCAAUCGGUAAUAUAGGAUACAACCCGUAAACAGUAGUCAUGAAAUACUUUUUUUUUGGUACAAUUUUGACGAUAUACAUGGCAAAUCGCCUCAAGACUUUAUUCGAGCCGGACGGUGAAGGCACUUUGAUCUCCGACUUGUCUUCCACCUCGACGAGGACGCUGUUUUAUUACGAUAACAUCAGCCGUAUACCAGUUGUGAAGCUUGCAAAGCUUAAUGGAGUUCGAGUAGGUCACAAGAAGCUUCUUAAUCUUGAGGAGGGCCAGACCCAUCAUAUGAUCACAAGAAGUCUGAGGCCAUUAAUGUUUGAAGUCCCACACUUUUUGUCUGACGCUGAGUGUGACCACAUCAUCGAAAUAGCCAGUGAACAGGAGUUUGAAGAAAGUAUGACCACAAAUAGCUGUGCUUCAAAAGAGGCUGAAGGCAAGGAGAUUCAAGCAGACGAGGACUGCAAUAACCUUAUACGUGACUUUGAUUCAGACUCUGAUGGGCAAAUUUCUCCAUAUGAGUUUAACCUUUACAUUGAAGAGUACUCAUCAGUGUAUCGCUAUUAUCUGGAAGACAUAAAAAGAAUGUGGGAAGUAGGGAAUGUGGAUACCAACCAUGACGGGUUCCUUGAUUUAAAUGAGUGUAUCAACGCCGAUACGUCAGCACUUGAAGAACUCUUAACAGAUUAUGAGAAGAAUCCAACAUAUCGCGCCAGAUAUAGUGAUCAUACCUGGCUGCCUGUCGAUAAUGUCAUUGACUCUACCCUAAAGCGUAUACAACAAAGGCUAUCCAAGCUGAUCCAGAUGCCGAUUGAGAUCCUAGAGAAGAGCGAGGAGAUGCAAGUUGUCAAAUACGAGGAGUCUGGUCAUUUCCACGCCCAUUAUGACUCCAAAAGGGGCACACCGGUGAAUGAAACGACGUUGCCCUGCUGUCCUCUCACUAAGUUUCUUAAUGGUGACUCGGAGCUAAUACGUCCAGACGGAAAAUGUCACCUUUGCAGGUUUAUGUCGGUGGUGUAUUACCUGAAUGACGUCACUGCUGGUGGCGAGACUGCAUUUCCUGUAGCUGAUAACGAGACUUUUGAUGAUGAGGAGCUGAAACGACAAGGUAUAGUCAACCUAAGCAAGUACUGUAACAAGUCCAACGUCAUUAUGAAACCAGCCAAAGGCACAGCAAUCUUCUUUUACAAUCACCAUAUUGACCAGGAAACUGGCCAGAUCGGGCCAGUAGACAAGUACUCCCUGCAUGGUGGUUGUGAUGUCAAGGAGGGGAGCAAGUGGAUCGCAACUACUUGGGUCAAUAUACCGCAUUUCAUAAGACGAAAAAUACAGGGACAUGGACUUCCAUGAUACAUGUAUCGGCAUCUGAUAUUGCACAGGGGCCAGGUGAAGGCGUGGCUGUGGGCGCUGAAGCCCUUAACACUUUUAUUUGGGCAUUUCGUACCAUGUUUUUAUUGGUCAUUUUCUUAGGUUUGGGUGUAACCCCCUAUUCCAACUCACACCCUCUUCUUUAUUAGAAGCUCCUCAGCCCGUAAAAGAGAAAUAACAAGUCUCAUUUUGAUAAGGAUUACAGAAGGGAUGGAGAAGGAUAAAAUUUUAUUGAUUUGACAAGCUCUUAUUUAUUGAUGGUGUAUGUAAAACUAUACUUGGUCAAAUGUCGCGUCUGUUUAUAAUGAAUAAAAAAGCAUUUUGUUCGCUAAAAA